AUUGAAAAAGAGGAUUUCAACAAUUUCGAUUAUAUAUUUGGUAUGGACGAAGAUAAUAUUGCAGAUUUGAAACAAUACGCCCCAGCUGAUAGUAAGGCAAAAAUACUACUUUUGGGAGAUUUCGAUCCUGAAGGCAAACUAAUUAUAAGGGAUCCAUAUUAUGAUUCUGGAUCAGAUGGUUUUGAAGUUUGCUAUCAACAGUGUAUGCGAUCCUGCAAGGCAUUCUUGGAACAAUUAUGAUAAAGGCGUUUUGUGACAUAGUAAAUAGGGAAAGACCAGACUAUAAUUAUUUAUCAACUCUCUAAUGAUCAUAACUUUACUUUGUAUGGAUAUCAAACUUCACUUACGUAUUCAAAUAUCUUGAUAAUAGGUACAUUGAUAAUCAUUGCUAUCGAAUAAGCAAUUGAGGAAUAAAUCAAGUAAACAUGUAAAUUCAUAGUUAUUCAAGAGCUCUGGAUAAGGCAUUUGUAUGGUUGUGACAUGUUCAAUAAAGUGCUUUGGUUGAAA
This is a messenger RNA of Leptinotarsa decemlineata (Colorado potato beetle), 507 nucleotides long. RefSeq names its product low molecular weight phosphotyrosine protein phosphatase 1. The record is from RefSeq and is a predicted model, not a curated record. Gene Ontology annotation, molecular function: non-membrane spanning protein tyrosine phosphatase activity; acid phosphatase activity. Gene Ontology annotation, cellular component: cytoplasm. Gene Ontology annotation, biological process: protein dephosphorylation. Lineage: Eukaryota; Metazoa; Arthropoda; Insecta; Coleoptera; Chrysomelidae.